ACCUAACCUACAAAGCUACCACCAAGUUACUGUUAGUUUAGUAAAAGUUACUACUAAACUUAUUUAGUUAGUAAGUUAGUAUGAAGAAGUAGAGCAAGCUGGGCCGCAGACGGAUAGUCUUGUAUAGUUAUUUUUUUAAUUAAUGUUUUGUGUCAAUGUCAAUGGACAAUUAUGUUAAUCCAAAUUACACUAGACAGUAGGCUAAUCCUGAAGUCAAUAAAUAUUUCAUAGUCUAUAGGAAGGUGGGGUAUAUUAGAUAUGACUAAUUCUGGAGAGGUUGUCAAUUCUAAGAUUAUGGAUGCUGAUUCCAGUAGCGAAGAAUAUUUAAUUUUUUCAAACAGCAAUGUUAAAAAUGUAAAUAUUGCUAACACCAGUGUUAGCAGGUUAAGAAGGAAAAAGAUUAAGAAGGGUAUCAUUUUUCUAUCAACCAUUCCGCCAUUCAUGAACGUUACAAAAAUUACUGAAAUAAUGAGUCAAUAUGGAGAAGUUGGAAGAGUGUUCCUUCAGCCUGCUAAAACAAAAGGGAAGAAGCCUUCUAAGCAUUUCACAGAAGGUUGGGUGGAGUUUCUGAGUAAACGAGUGGCCAAAGAAGUAGCAGAGAAUUUGAAUAACACCACCAUUGGAGGACGGAAGAAAAGUAGAUUUUACGAUUAUAUAUGGAACUUGAAAUAUCUCCCCAGGUUUAAGUGGGUUCAUCUAAAUGAACGUUUGGAAUAUGAAAGAGCAGUUAUGAAACAAAAACUUAGAACUGAAAUCGAACUGGCCAAGCGAGAGUCCAGUCACUUUGCUCAACAGGUGGAACUGAGUGAAAAAUUGAAGAAAACAAAAAAUAGAAAAACUGGGAAUGUGAAUGCAGAGGAAAAUCAUCAGAAUACUAAUACAAUCAAGCAGAGGAAAACUGACAAAGAAAUUAGAAAUAAGAAGCAGCAAGCAAGUAAAGAAGAUAGGUCUGCAUUUUUGAAAAAUUUGUUUGUUAAAUGAUGUAUACUUCUGUUUAUAAAUUUGUAUAAAAUGUUACCCAUGGAUAUAAUGUUAUGUUGCCUUACUUGUUGUUAUUGGGUUUUUAUUUUUAAAUAUUUUUUUCAAACAAUUUUUGGACUUGGUGAUGCCAUGCUGCUGUUAAAUUGUGAAUAAAUAUAUCAAAAUUGAAUCGCAGAUAAAUUGACUGAGUAGCUGAACGGUUUAAAGUGCUGAUAAUAAACUUAUAAUAGUUGCCAGUUAAAUCCUAUGAAAAGUUUGAAAUCAUUUUGUGAACAGAACUACGGUACGUAAACCAUCAUUGAAAAUUUAUCUUUUUAAGUUAGUUUAAGACAGUAAAGAAUUUACCCUAGUUUUUCAAAGUUCGUCCAAGCAUUCAAUUUUUCUCCAGCAUACCAUAUAGAUGUAUUUUUUAAAUGAUA
Molecule: messenger RNA, 1400 nt
Organism: Macrosteles quadrilineatus (aster leafhopper)
Lineage: Eukaryota; Metazoa; Arthropoda; Insecta; Hemiptera; Cicadellidae
Exons: 3
Coding region: 259-981 (240 amino acids)
Biological process (GO): endonucleolytic cleavage in ITS1 to separate SSU-rRNA from 5.8S rRNA and LSU-rRNA from tricistronic rRNA transcript (SSU-rRNA, 5.8S rRNA, LSU-rRNA); endonucleolytic cleavage in 5'-ETS of tricistronic rRNA transcript (SSU-rRNA, 5.8S rRNA, LSU-rRNA); small-subunit processome assembly
Cellular component (GO): nucleolus
Molecular function (GO): RNA binding
Source: RefSeq, a predicted model, not a curated record